Molecule: messenger RNA, 6167 nt
Organism: Haliotis rubra (blacklip abalone)
Lineage: Eukaryota; Metazoa; Mollusca; Gastropoda; Lepetellida; Haliotidae
Product: DNA-directed RNA polymerase I subunit RPA1-like
Exons: 34
Coding region: 100-5223 (1707 amino acids)
Biological process (GO): DNA-templated transcription
Cellular component (GO): RNA polymerase I complex
Molecular function (GO): DNA-directed RNA polymerase activity; DNA binding
Source: RefSeq, a predicted model, not a curated record
UCGCUUUCAGCGAAAUACGUUAUCAGAGAUAUGGAAGGUUGAAGCAAGAAGUAUUGAUUGUAAUGGAGCACGUGGGAUUUGUUUGACCAUCAGAAACCAAUGAUGGAGGAAUUCAGUUCCGAAAUACCUGUCUCUCGUCUGAGUGAAGUGUCAUUCCGGCUUUAUACCAGUGAGGAGAUCAAAGCUCUCAGUGUCAUCGAGGUCACUAACCCUCAAACUUUUGACAUCUUUGCACAUGCUACAUAUGGAGGUCUUCAUGAUCCUUCUUUGGGGCCUAACCACCGUUCUGAAGUGUGCAUGACGUGUGGCCUCAGUCAUGUGUUCUGUCCAGGACACAUGGGGCACAUCCAGCUCCCUCUACCAGUCUUCAACCCCAUCUACUUCAGAACACUGUUUAAGUUUCUGAAAGGAACAUGUUUUGACUGCCACAAGCUCAUGCUGGACAAUGCCUACUGUAAGGUCUUCAUCCUCCAGAUGGCGCUGCUUAAUCGUGGCCAAGUUUCAGGCUGCUUCAAACUUGCAGCGUAUGCAGACCAUCUCGUGAUUGAGAGGGGAAAAAAGUCAUAUGAUCUCAGUGAACGUUUAGAUCAGUUUGUAGCUGACAACUUCCCAGUUUCAGAUGCAGAUGAAAAGGUUGAUCCUCAUCUGAUAAACCACAAGAACAUUCAGGGCGUGCGGAACUCACUGGCCAAGGAGUUCAUGGACAAGCUGACCGCCAGUAAAAGAAGAUGUCCACAGUGUGGUGUGGUGCUGAGGAAACUGCAGCAGAAGUAUAACACUUCGAUUGGGCUGUACGGGAAGGCAAUGAAGAUAAAUAAGCAACAGAAAAACACAGAAAACAAGAAGACCAAGCUGAUUGACCUUGACGAGGACAAAGAGAGAGAAGCAGACGUGGAGGAACUCAAAGAAGGUGAAGGUGAAGGUGAGGACAAGAAGCUGGACAACUCACUGUUUACGGACAACAAGGCCUUCACCAUGCUGACUCCGUCCUUAGUACGUGAACAUGUGCAGGAGGUGUACUCCACCGCUGGACCCCUCCUCCGAAUCCUCUUCGAGUCAUUGGGCAAAGUGACCAAGGCUUCACAUCCAACUGACAUCUUCUUUGUGGACGUGAUUCCUGUUUGUCCAUCACGAUACAGACCUAUAUCCAUGUUGAAGGGUCGCCAGUACGAGAAUCCCCAGACAGCUAACAUGUGUCUGAUCCUCCAGGACAGAGAAGUCAUCACACAGAUCAUCCAGAAGAUGAAGUCUGGCAAAGACAAAACUGAGGUGGAAGAAGAGGACGAGCUGCUGCCGCAGUCUAUCAUCAAUCAACGAGGCGCCACCCUGACACAGAAGCUGAACAAUGUGUGGAUAUCGCUGCAGAAUCACGUCAAUGUCAUGGUGGAUAGCAGCCUGGAUAAAAUGUCUAAAGACCAGAUUGGCAUCAAACAGUUGUUGGAGAAGAAGGCAGGCCUCUUCAGAAAGAACAUGAUGGGUAAACGUGUGAACUAUGCUGCUCGGUCUGUUAUCUCCCCUGAUCCCUGCAUCAAUGUUGGUGAGAUUGGUGUACCUCUAGUGUUUGCCAAGAAACUGACUUACCCCCAACCAGUGACGCCGUGGAACUUCCAGGAACUGAAGGAGAUGGUUAUUAACGGUCCAGAUGUACAUCCAGGGGCCCUGCUUGUUGAGAUGGAGAACGGCUGGAAGGUAAACUUGAACAAGGACAAGACUCACCGUGAGGCUGUCGCUAAGCAACUCCUCACCCCCAGCACCUCCGGUACCAUGAUGAUGAAGCCCAAGAUUGUGUACAGGCAUCUGAAGAAUGGGGACUACAUGUUGCUGAACCGUCAGCCGACACUCCAUCGGCCCAGUAUACAAGCCCACAGGGUGCGAGUUCUUCCUGGCCAGAAAACACUCCGUCUCCACUACGCCAACUGCAAGGCAUACAAUGCUGACUUUGAUGGAGAUGAAAUGAAUGCUCAUUUGCCUCAGAGUGAACUGGCUAGAUCAGAGGCAAUGGCACUGGCUGCAACAGACAAUCAGUAUCUGGUUCCCAAAGACGGCACUCCCCUGGCAGGACUCAUUCAAGAUCACAUGGUGUCAGGAGUGUCUCUCACAGUCAGGGGCAGAUUCUUUGACAAGGCGGACUACUUUCAGCUCCUGUUUUCUUCACUCACAAAUGUUCCUGGGCGCGUAAAAAGCCUUCCUCCAGCCAUUGUAAAACCAUACCCAAUGUGGUCGGGAAAACAGUUGUUAUCAUCUGUCCUCCUGAAUGUCAUCCCACCUCACAGAAAGCCCCUCAACCUGGAGGGCAAGUCGAAAAUACCAGAAAAGAACUGGUCUUCAAGUGGACUGAACAAGCUGGACAACAUGGGGAAGGGGACAGUGGUCUUCCGAGAUGGGGAGCUGUUGCAGGGCGUCCUGGACAAGGCCCACUAUGGCCCUACUAGUUACGGCAUGGUCCACUGCUGCUAUGAGCUGUACGGAGGCCAAGUGGCGGGGAAGCUGCUGAGCUGUCUGGGGAAGCUGUUUCGGGUGUUCCUGCAGCAGCGAGGCUUCACACUGGGAGUGGAGGACAUCCUCGUCAAACCAGAGGCUGAUAAGAGACGAGAGAAGAUAAUCAAGAAGUCUCCAGCAUGUGGCAGGGAGGCUGUCAUCAGGGCCCUCAACCUGGAUGAGGACAUCUCAGACAAGGCCCUGAAUGACAGUAUGAAAGAUGCACAUUUUGAGUUGGAUGAUCGUGGCCUACAGGAGCAGGACUUGGCCACUAAGAUACAGACUGAUCGUGUGCAGAAUGAUAUUGUAAGGGCCUGUAUUCCACAAGGUCUCCACAAGGCGUUCCCGGACAACAACCUGCAGCUGAUGGUGGAGGCUGGAGCCAAGGGAUCCACGGUGAACUGCAUGCAGAUCUCAUGUCUGCUUGGGCAGAUUGAGCUUGAAGGUCGGCGACCCCCUUUGAUGAUCAGUGGGAGGUCAUUGCCAUCCUUCCUGCCGUACGAUACUGCACCUCGGGCAGGGGGUUUCGUGGCUGGGAGGUUCUUGACUGGCAUCAAAGCCCCGGAGUACUUCUUCCAUUGUAUGGCAGGGAGAGAGGGUUUGGUUGACACAGCUGUGAAGACAAGUCGUAGUGGCUACCUGCAGAGGUGCAUCAUCAAACAUCUGGAGGGGGUGCAAGUGGCGUACGACAUGACGGUCAGGGACAGCGAUAACAGUGUUGUACAGUUCUGUUAUGGGGAGGAUGGUUUGGAGGCGACGAAGACGCCAUUUUUGUCUCCAAAGCAGUUUCCUUUCCUUCUCUUGAACAGACACGCACAUGAUGAGAUAGAAGUAGAGGAUAAUAAGAUAAAGAAGAAAAUACGGAAACUUAACAAGAAGAUCAAAUCAUGGAAGCGGGAACAUGGUGGAGAGCAGAAAGGGCGCAGCUCUGGCUUCCUGCACUUCUGCAGCGAGGUGAUGGAAGAUUUGGUGGAACCAUCAGACCUGAAGACAGUCAACAGCUUAGGCCGGACAAUGGCUGCUGUGAAGCUGGAGGCAGCAUGGCGGGAACUGGAUGAGGACACGAGAGACCUGUACGGUCAGCGAAUCAGCAGGUGCCCUUCCCCAGUGAUGUCCAAGUACCAGCCUCUCCUCCACCCCAGUGUCAUGUCGGAGAAACUUCAGGAGGCCGUGAACACCUUCUGUGAUAACCAGCUGGACCAGGUAAAUCAGUCCAUCCCAGGUGCUGGGGAUGUAACUGCCAAGUCUUUCCAGAAGUUAUUCAACCAGAAAGUCCUCCGAGCCUAUGCCCACCCUGGGGAGGCUGUUGGCCUCAUCUGUGCUCAGUCCAUUGGGGAGCCAUCUACUCAGAUGACACUGAACACCUUUCACUUCGCUGGUCGAGGUGAGAUGAACGUGACACUGGGUAUCCCCAGACUGAAGGAGAUCCUGCAGACGGCAUCGGUCAACAUCAAGACCCCGGCCAUGGACAUCCCCGUCAUCAACACACCCGAGGCCUACCGCAAGGCCAAGCAGCUCAAGGUCAAACUGGCCAGGGUCACUCUCUCAGAGGUGAUACAGGAGGUGAAGGUCACAGAGUUCAUAACAGCUCCUAAAGAGAGUCCAAAUUUAAGUAAACGGAACUUCCGAGUGCGCUUCGUGUUCCUGUCGGAGAAGGUUUACAGGGACACCUGCUGUGUGAAGCAUGAGGACAUCUUGUGUUACAUGGAGAAGGAGUACCUCAAGUCACUCCUGUCCGUCCUUGGGGCCAAGUUGAAGCACAUCACAUCCUCAAAAACUAUUGACUCUGGCAAAGACCGGGGAUCAGCCAUGGCAACUGAGGGUGAUGAGGAUGAUGUUGUAAGAAGAGAUGAUGAAGAUGACCUUUCUGACGUUGACCCUAACGAUGGUGAUGCUGCCACAGAGAAGGAACAGUCUCGGCAGACAGACACCCAGGAAUAUGAGGAGGGAGAGGACGAGGUGGAGGAAGACGAGGAAGAAGAUCUGGAUGGGAGUGAAUCAGACAACAGCGAACCUGAAGAUGAGGAAUCUGAUAUCAGUCAAACUCAUGACAGUCAAAACAAGAGCUCUGUUCAGUUUGCCAAUCGAGUUCCUGUGGUGGAUGUCGUGAACCAGUUCAUCACUCAGUACACAUUUGACAAGAAGAAGGGAAAUUGGUGUGAAGUUGUGUACUCAUUUGAUCUGUACAAGAGCAAGAUUGACGUGCUGACAGUGAUCCAGGCCAACUUGAAGAAAUCCGUGGUCCAUCAGGUGAAGGGUAUCCGGCAGACGUUCCUAGUGGAGGAGAAGGGGGAACGCGGAAUGGAGUGGCAUCUCAAGACAGAGGGUGUCAACAUCGAGGAGAUGUACAACUACUCUCACAUCCUCGACAUCAACAGACUCUACACCAACAGCGUCUUCGCCUUCGCUGCUGUGUAUGGAGUGGAGGCCGCUUCUAGAGUGCUGCUUAAGGAAAUAUCUUCUGUGUUUGGUGGCUACGGCAUCAACGUUGACUACCACCACCUCUCCCUCCUCACCGACUACAUGACUUUCGAGGGUGUCUACAAAGGCAUGAACAGGGGUGCCAUCAACAACAACAUAGCUCCCUUCCAGAAGAUGACGUUUGAGACGUGCAUGAAGUUCCUAGUGGAUGCCAGCAUCAACGGCAAUCUCGACAAUCUGCGGUCCCCAUCGUCACGCAUCGUGGCUGGACAGGUUGUGCAGUGUGGGACAGGAUCCUUUGAUAUACUACAGUCUUUGGUGUAGAUCCAUCAGACAUUCUUGGUUAGAAUUGGAUUCUUGCAACAACUUCUUGUCAUAGGAGACAACUAAUGGAUGGUGGGCAGACUCAGUGAUUUGGUUUUGCAGCAUUGCAGCAUUUAUAGUCCUCUGUGAUAGAGCUGGAAUAUGGCUGACUUCAUUCUCUUCCCACAGAGGUUACUUGUCAUAUGUUCCUGCGAACCUCUGUUCUGAUACGACCCUUUCAUGGUGCUCGUGUUCAGGAUUGGUUGCAAUCACAUUUAGUUAAGCAAUCAGUGACCUUGUUUACAAAAGUGAUCAUUCGCAAGGCCUCGGUAAUUUCCUUAUGCUUUGGGAAAACUAGAACCUCUUCCCAUGUGCGAUGCGCAAACGUUUCUUCUAGACAGAACUCAGUCAUGUAAUGGCGGGUCAAUGGCGUCUCAAUGGACAAUGGACAUGCUAGCCAUUAAAUGUCUUGUGUGUCACAUCAACACAAGUCCCCAGCAGAGGAGGGAUAUUUGUGGCCCCAUAUUUGUUUGCAUUAGUCAAGUUGGAUCUAAGUCGAUGUUCUGAUUGGAUAGAAAGAAGGGAGAUUAUUCGUGUUGUGAUUUUUGCUGCUAGGGUAUUUUAAGAGAACCGGGAAAUAUGGCCGUAUUAGAACAGAGGUUCGUAGGAAGAUAUGACAAGUAACCCCUGUGGGAAGAGAAUGUGCUGACUUCAGUGUUCAGCAAUAUUUGGUGGCUAUCUCAAUUUGCCAUGGGGAGGUGGAGAGAUUGAGUCGACAUAAAGGCAUAUUCAUACAGAUGCUGGUACUUUAUGAACUUUAUGGACUUGCAACAAAGUUUGUACAUUCUUGUGUGUACAGUUGAUGGUAAAAAGGGAACAUGUUUUGUUCUUUAUGUAAUGUACAGUGCUAUGAAGAAAAUAUAUAAAGAGAAACGUGAUGCUAAAAUGUCACAUAUUAAUAUUGA